This is a messenger RNA of Acanthosepion pharaonis, 1173 nucleotides long. The record is from the annotation of a GenBank genome assembly. Lineage: Eukaryota; Metazoa; Mollusca; Cephalopoda; Sepiida; Sepiidae.
AUGGCUCUCCACCUCCCUCUAUCCCUUGCGGCUCUCAACAAACUGAUCUAUCUAUCUAUCUAUCUAUCUAUCUAUCUAUCUAUUUAUCUAUCUAUCUAUCUAUCUACUUCUGUCCCUGAUGAAGGGAUGCGAUGUGAUGGACCAAGAGAUUCAUCUUUUUCUUUCUUUUUUUUUCUUUCUUUCUUUUUCUUUCUUUCUCUUUUUCUUUCUUUGUUUCUUUUUCUUUCUUUCUUUCUUUCUUUCUUUUUUCUUUCUAUCUCUUUUUCUUUCUUUCUUUCUUUCUUUUUUCUUUCUAUCUCUUUUUCUUUCUUUCUCUUUUCUUUCUUUCUUUUUUCUAUCUCUUUUUUUUUCUAUCUUUCUUUUUUCUUUCUAUCUCUUUUUUCUUUAUUUGUUUCUUUUUCUUUAUUUCUCUUUUCUUUCUUUCUUUCUUUCUUUCUUUUUUCUUUCUAUCUCUUUUUCUUUUUUCUUUCUUACUUUUUUCUUUCUUUCUUUUUUUUCUCAGGUGAUUCACUUCUUUCUUUCUUUCUUUCUUUCUUUCUUUCUUUCUUUCUUUCUCGUCGCAUUGAUCUAUUUCCCUCCAUUCAUAUCUAUCUGUCUGUUCAUAUCUAUUUAUCUAAGUUGUGUUCAGACCAUUUGUCUUUUACUGGAAUCCAUUUAUGUCUUAAUAUCUAUCUAUCUAUCUAUCUAUCUAUCUAUGCUGGCUGGUUCAUUAUCUAUCUAUCUAUCUAUCUAUCUAUGCUGGUUAAUACCUAUCUAUCUUGGCUUGUUCAUGUCUGUCUGUUUCUCUAUCUAUCUAUGUUGGCUGGUCCAUAUCUAUCUAUCUAUCUAUCUAUCUAUCUAUCUAUGAGCGUCGAAACUAAAGUUAAAAAAUAUGUUUAUAUCUAUGUAAUAAUUAUUAUAAUAAUAAAACAAAUCAUUAACAUCUAUCUAUCUAUCUAUCUAUCUAUCUAUCUAUCUCAGUCUGUAUGUUACGGUCUCACAAUAAUAUCUAUCUCACUAUAUAUCUCAGUCUGUUCAUAUCUAUCUAUCUAUCUAUCUAUCUAUCUAUCUAUCUAUCUAUCUAUCUCAGUCUGUUUAUAUCUAUCUAACUAUAUAUCUCAGUCUGUUCAUAUCUAUCUAUCUAUAUAUCUCAGUCUGUUCAUAUCUAUCUAUCUAUCUAUCUACCUAUCUUAA